GGAUGAUGUUUCCUUUUAAUACUCCUUAUAAUUAUUUAUUAAAUUGGGCAUUUGUUUGUUUUGCUAUUCCAUGGCUUUAUAGCUAUUUUAAUGAGCAACACAGAUUGACUACAAUGCCUGUUGAACAGGCAAUGUUGAAAGCCUGGGAGAAUUUUAUUUCCCAACCUUCAAUUAAAUUUCGUAAAGUUAUUGUUGGUAUAAAUUGUAAUGUUGACGUUAUUGUUUCGGGAGUAUCUGUCAUAAAUAAUUUAAAUAUUUCUUCACCUAAUCCUAUUGGUGAUAAAGAAAUGCUUGGAGGAUUUGAGGACCUUUAUGAAGUUUUUGUUCAUUUCUUUACACGCGGAGCCCCUGCUGAGCGUUUUAUGGCUAAUGACUUAACUUUUGACAAAAUUGUUUCUGCAAUAGAAGAUAAUCAAUUACAUGCACAACAUUAUAUUGGGGGAAAUGCUGCACUUAUGGCUCAAAAAAUUGCUUCAGCUUUUCCACAUGCAACGCCUUAUUUAGUUGGACCUAUAGGCCCUCGUAGUCAAGCACUUCUUCAUCCUUCAAUUGUUCGUAAUAAUUUUACAAGAAUUGUUCAAGAUGAAAUGCACGUUAUUUUGGAAUAUAAACAGGGAGAAAUACUUGGAGAAUAUGUUGCCCCAGCAAGUUCUAGAUUUAUUAUUUCACAUGACCAAUUUAGUGGAAGCGCUAUGGUAAUUGAAAUGUUUUUUAAAGCAAUAAUGCAAUUUAGACCUGAUUUAAUUAUAUUUUCUGGUAUUCAUAGUAUGGAAGCACAGAAUCAAGAAGCUCGUCUGGAAAAACUACGCCUUAUUAAACGUUCGCUUCUCCAAAUAAAUCCUCUCAUUCCAAUACAUUUACAAUUGGGAAGUAUGCCUGAUGCUAAUAUUGCCGAUGAUAUUUUGAAAAGAGCAGUAGAAAUGCUUUAUUGGUUACUUUCAAAUUAUGGACAUGAUAGAAAUAAUCCAGAAAGUAAAAAUUAUAAUCAACGUCUUCAACGAAUCCAUUUCUAUUCCCUCACUUAUCACAUUAUGGUUAGUAAAGGCCCAGAUUGGUCGAAUUUGGCAGCAGGUUUAGCUGCAGGUGCUCGAUUAGCUGGUCGUCAAUCUUGUAAUUUGGCAUUGUCUUCUGGUAGAGCAACUGAUUUUGAUAAAUUAGAAAUUCGUUCAAGUCAAACUGUUUUAUUAGACAAACAAGUCAAUAAAGUAUUUAAAUUUAAUCCGCACAGUCCACUUGCCUCGUGGAUGCGCGGUGACCUUGUAUUUAUUUACACUCCUGUUUUUGUUUGUAAAUUUCCUCAACAUACUGUUGGAGUAGAUGAUGCAAUUGCUGCUUCUGCCCUUCUUUAUUCACAAUUUUUUAAAUUAGAGAGGAAAAAUUGGUAA
This is a messenger RNA of Meloidogyne enterolobii, 1385 nucleotides long. The record is from the annotation of a GenBank genome assembly. Lineage: Eukaryota; Metazoa; Nematoda; Chromadorea; Rhabditida; Meloidogynidae.